Molecule: messenger RNA, 2711 nt
Organism: Linum tenue
Lineage: Eukaryota; Viridiplantae; Streptophyta; Magnoliopsida; Malpighiales; Linaceae
Source: the annotation of a GenBank genome assembly
AGAAAGUAAUGAAAAAUGCGAAGAACUCCCUCAUUUUCCACACACUUUCUUCCACUCUACCAUUGUAAGUACCGAGAGAGCAAUUAGCAAUGGCGCCAAACUCCAUACUCCCAUUUUAUCGCGAACUACGCAAAGGAAAGCCAUUCAUGUAUCUAACUUCUUCCUCCAUGUCUAUAUUAAGGAUUGGAGCCUCCAACUCUUACUGAGAAAGGAAGAAGGCCACACGAACACAUUUGUUGGGAUUGGCGUUGUUGUUGGUGUUGUGCUUCUUCGCUUCCAUCUUCGGCCGCAAGUUUGGGUUUUAAAGGAUGCAAGGCUUUGGCGGCCAUGGCGGGUUCGGCGGUGGUGAAAGGACGCCUCUGUUAUCUCGCGGAGAGGGACGAAAGAGGAAUGAUCCUGAGGGGAACAAUGGAUUGUCAGACCUGGAGCAUGGAGAUGCUGUACAGGCUGCAAAUGUUAGCUUCGCGCGAGUUCUUGCACUUGCAAAACCUGAUGCAGGGAAGCUGAUUCUUGCUACAAUUGCUCUCUUAAUUGCCUCCACAUCAAGCAUUCUCAUUCCCAAGUACGGUGGCAAGAUAAUAGACAUAGUUUCAGGAGAUUUGGACACACCUGAAGAGAAGAACAAAGCUCUAAAUGCUGUGACCAAUACCAUACUAGAAAUCUUUGUGAUUGUUGUUGUAGGCUCUGUCUGCACAGCUCUUCGGGCAUGGUUGUUUUCUUCGACUAGUGAACGGGUGGUUGCACGUUUGAGGAAGAGCCUAUUCAGUCACCUUAUUAACCAGGAAAUAGCCUUCUUUGAUGUUACUAGAACUGGGGAACUACUGAGCCGCUUAUCCGAAGACACACAAAUCCUAAAGAAUGCUGCAACUUCUAAUCUUAGUGAGGCAUUGAGGAACGUGUCGACUGCAGUUAUUGGUCUUUUCUUUAUGUUCUCAACUUCCUGGAAGUUAACCUUGUUGGCUUUGGUUGUUGUACCUGUUAUUUCUAUGGCGGUACGAAAAUUCGGCCGUUUCCUGCGUGAACUUUCUCACAAGACUCAAGCUGCAGCAGCAGCUGCUGCUUCAAUUGCUGAGGAAUCUUUUGGUGCCAUACGGACUGUAAGAUCAUUUGCACAAGAAGCUUAUGAGGUGUCACGUUACUCUGAGAAAGUUGACGUGACAUUGAACCUUGGACUUAAACAAGCUAAAGUUGUUGGGCUCUUCAGUGGAGGGAUGAAUGCAGCAUCAACACUAUCAGUUAUUGUUGUGGUGAUAUAUGGAGCUAAUUUAACAAUCAAAGGCUAUAUGACUGCUGGUGCCCUUACUUCAUUCAUUCUAUACAGCUUGACAGUUGGAUCAUCUAUAUCAGGAUUAUCAAGUUUGUACACAGUGGCAAUGAAAGCUGCUGGUUCGAGCAGGAGGGUUUUCCAGCUUCUGGAUCGAAUCUCAACCAUGCCAAAAUCGGGAGACAAAUGUCCUUUGGGCGAUCAAGUUGGUGAAGUGGAGUUAAAUGAUGUCUGGUUUGCAUAUCCAUCCCGUCCUAGCCAUAUGGUACUCAAGGGAAUAUCAUUGAAGCUUCAGCCUGGCUCCAAAGUUGCUCUUGUGGGACCUAGUGGCGGAGGAAAAACCACAAUAGCAAACUUGAUCGAAAGGUUCUAUGAUCCAACAAAGGGCAAGAUUCUCAUAAAUGGAGUUCCUCUGGUUGAAAUAGCCCACGAACAUCUUCACAAAAAGAUCAGUAUAGUGAGCCAAGAGCCUGUUCUUUUCAAUUGCUCAAUAGAGGAAAACAUAGCCUAUGGCUGUGACGGAAACAUAAGCAGCUCUGAAAUUGAGAAUGCAGCUAAAAUGGCCAAUGCACAUGAGUUUGUGUCGAACUUCCCCGACAAGUACAAAACUCAUGUAGGAGAGCGUGGGAUAAGGCUGUCUGGAGGCCAGAAACAAAGAAUAGCAAUUGCCAGAGCGCUACUUAUGAACCCCAGAAUUCUUCUCCUCGAUGAAGCCACAAGUGCUCUGGAUGCUGAGAGUGAAUACCUAGUCCAGGAUGCUAUGGAUUCUCUGAUGACCGGAAGAACCGUCCUAGUCAUAGCUCACAGGCUAUCAACAGUCCAAAGUGCCGACACUGUUGCUGUCGUUUCUGAUGGCCAGAUCGUUGAGAGCGGCGGACAUGAAGAGCUACUCAGCAAGAAUGGAGUCUACACAGCACUAGUGAGGAGGCAACUACAAGGAUCCAGAACUGAGCCAACAGCUGACCAGAAUAUCAUAGUCUAGUAUCCAUAUCAAAUUAGUUGCUGUUUUUCUUUAAAGGGUCGCCAUUGCUACGCCACCUUUUUCUUUAUUCCCAGAGGGUUGACUUGUGCAGGCAUGUCUGCUUGCCUGCUGCACCUCUUCUGUUAUAUUUACCAAGACUUCACAGUUUGUACCAUCUCAUAGCAAUAGUAAAUGGUUAAGAAGUGCCUUAUCCGUUGAAUGCAAAAAGAAAUAGUGUUCUUGUUUUCAACGCUGAAUUGGCAAUGUCUCCAAGCUUAAAUAAAACCCUUUCGAGAGCAGGUAUAAAUCUAGAGAGUCCAAUAGGAGAGUUGUCAAUGGCGAAAUCCAUUAGCUCACUCCGUAAGCAGCUAUCGACGGCAGCUUAUUCUUGUGUGCCUGAGUCGUUGGCUGAGAGUGAGUUUUUCAGAAGCGCCACCCAGAUCGCAAAGCUGCAUGCUUUAGUACAGUUGUGCGCCAAGAGGAAAG